AAUUUUCAAAACAUCCCAGCCCUAUGUCAAGACUGCAAUGUCGUUUGUGAUUACUUUUGCUAGGCGUGGUUGAGAAUAACACAUUCGUUAAUACAUAUAUUAUAAUGCAGAUAUCCAGAAUAGUUCUGUUAACAAGUGCUAAUCAGGUUGUCAUUAUUAGUGUAGAUACUCUAACAAGCUAGUCAUGGAUUUUGACGGGGGAAAACCUGACAAAGAGUUAUCACCUAAUGUCUCUGUCGAUGUACCCAAACCUGCAUCAAUAGAAGACUUCAUUGUGGUGAAGCCUAUCAGUCGCGGAGCUUUUGGAAAGGUCUAUCUCGCAAGAAAGAAAUGCAACUCAAGGUUGUAUGCAAUAAAGGUCGUAAGCAAGGCAGACAUGGUCGAUAAAAACAUGACCGAGCAGAUGAGGGCAGAGCGAGAUGCUUUGGCCCUCAGCAAAAGUCCUUUUGUCGUGCAGUUGUUCUACUCUCUGCAAACAGCCACUAAAGUAUAUUUGGUGAUGGAAUAUCUGAUUGGGGGUGAUGUGAAGUCACUUCUUCACAUUUAUGGAUAUUUCGAUGAAGACAUGUCACUGAAGUAUAUAUCAGAGGUCGCACUUGCUUUGGAUUACCUUCAUCGCCAUGGAAUAAUUCACAGGGACCUGAAACCUGACAACAUGUUGAUCUCUAAUGAAGGGCACCUCAAGCUUACAGACUUUGGUCUCUCAAAGGUUAAGCUGGAAAGAGAGCUAAGCUUAGUGGAUAUCCUUACCACGCCUUCCUUAGCAAAGCCAAACAAAGAUUAUUUUCGGACGCCUGGUCAAGUGCUGUCACUGAUCAGCUCCCUUGGACUUAACACUCCAGCGAUGGAAGGGAAACGGCACAGCAGCUUGUCAGCUGCGGCCAGCCCUAAGACGUGCGGGAAGCUGGAGCGGCCCAAAACCUCGCUCUGCUCCCCUCACGCCAGGAGGAGGAGGUACAGCUUCAGUUCCCCCAUUUGCACCGCCCGAGCCUCAGGAACUAGCGGUAUGUUCAGAACAGAAAUGCUGUCCAAGUGCCUUACCCCCAGGCUGAUGAAGUCCAGACAACGCCAUGAGACACUGAGCACUGGGAGCAACCAGUCAUACCUUUGCCCUUCUGCCACAGACUCUGAAAGCGGCAUCAGCCCUCUUUGGGAAGACUUGGAGUGUCAGAACAUACCACCUCUGGAAGGUCAAGAUCCACUGAACAUUGCUGGGAAGAUCGUGGCUCCCUUGCCAUCAUUAGAGAAACUGAACAACACAAUGCGAAUCCCGGGGCGAGACAAUGCUCUGAUGACCCUUGACAAUCAGGACCUCAGGGCACAUCCAUUCAGAGGACAACUGGACUUUGCCUCUGAAGAGCAGAUCCAGGGAGGGAAAAUCAAUAUCUCUGCAGGAAAGAGGCUCCAGUUCGACAAAGAGGACUGCUGCUCUGCUAAUCCAGUAGGAAGUGUUCCUUGGCGAAGUGCCAUCUGCUCUCCACUCCCUAGCCAGGACGGGGCCACACAAGCUGCCACAAAGUCAGCUAAGCGGAACUUUGAGGAAGUGGACCGGAGCCCUGAUGCCAUGGGACUGCAGGCCAAGAGAGGGGACUCAGACUUCCAGCGCAGCUUGCAGGUGCCUGGGGAGGAGGACGGGAGGUACAGCACGGGUCUGACAGGGGUCUUCUCCACCGUGGGGUUAGGAAAACGCCAGGGCGGGUCAGGAGGCCAGAGACAAAUGAGGCCUGGGCCGACCCAGUCCACCCCAGCCGUGGUGACCAAGAACCUGCUUAGUGAACUGGAGGACCCUGAGGAGGAGGUGGUUGCCGUGGCGGCCAGGCGUGAUGAGACCGCAGCAGCCGAGCUGAGAUUCUUCUCCUCCUCACUCAGUGAGACGCGGGAGGCCCACAGGAGCCUGAGCUUGGACUCCGAGGGCUCGGCCCACGACACGUCCAUCAUAGGCUCCCUGCCACCUCUAGCUGAGAGCCCUAAAGAGGCCCUGUCCUCGUCGCUGGAGGACCUGGACGACCACGACAUCUCGGCCUGCUUCCCCUCCACCCCGGCAGCCGCCCGCUCCUCUGGCCCGAUUGCUGUGCCAAAGGCGGGGGCCUCCUCCGGGCGUGCACACGGGUCUGGCAGCUUCCUGUUCCAGCAGCGGCUCCCCGGCCAGCCUGGCAAAGGUGUCAACUCGCCCUCCUUCCUGCGGCCGCGGAACGUGGUGGCCUUCCGCAGCUACUGCAGCUCCAUCAACCGCUCCAGCCUCUCCUGCUGCUCGCGCCUCAGCCUGGGCUCAACCGCGGAGCCCAUGGACACGUCUGCCUUCGCCUCCUUCCACAGCGCCGCCAUGACGCCCGUGCAGAAGAAAAGGCCCAGCUUUAGCAGCUCUAUCCUGACCCCGACCCCAAUGGCCAUGGCACAUACUCCCUUCAGGACACCCAAGAGUGUCCGUAGGGGUCCGGAGCCCGUGCAGAUGGCCCAGAUUUUGGGCACCCCGGAUUACCUAGCACCCGAGCUGCUCUUGGGCAAACCGCAUGAGGUAAUGGUGGACUGGUGGGCACUUGGGGUGUGCCUGUUUGAGUUCCUCACCGGGAUCCCUCCUUUCAAUGACGAGACCCCUCAGCUCGUCUUCCAGAACAUUCUCAACCGAGACAUCCCUUGGCCUGAUGCCGAGGAGGAGAUUUCCCACAAUGCCCGCGAUGCCAUAGAGAUCCUGCUAACCAUGGAUGUGACCAAACGUGCAGACCUGAAAGAGCUGAGGUGGCACCCCUUCUUUGAGGGCUUGGACUGGGACAACCUGCACAAUCAGAAGAUGCCUUUUAUCCCACAACCUGAAAACGAGACAGACACGUCGUACUUCGAUGCAAGGAACAACGCCCAGCACCUCGCCCUCUCUGCAUUCAGCAUGUAGUGGUGGCCAGGGCUUGAUGUCUGGUACUCUCUUUCUUAGUCACUGAUCCCCUGUAUACCUAUUUAUCGUAACACAUUUCUACAUUUCUUUGUUUAUAUAUAUAUAUAUAUAUAUAAUAUGGGUAGUGUCCUAUGAUGAGGGUUGUGUUGACUAGUAGAACAAUUACAGAACAUGGUUUGUUAGGAAUUACAUGAUAUAUAUGUAUGUAUGUAUAUAUUUUCUUAAAAUAAGGUGGGAGUUAUUUUAAUAUUUAUGUUUAUGCAUGCACGCACGCACACGUGGACAUUCAGUUGUGAAACUUUUGUAAGUGUUGGUGCUCGCAUGUAUUGUUUUGUUUUCCAGAUGUCUUAAAGGAUCAGUCUUUCUCUUCUUUCAAAAUGCUUUAUCUACCUUAUCUACUUUUAUCUACUUUUAUCUACCACUCUAUUUAUCUUUUUUUCUACCUUUUGUUCCAACCUCAAAACACUGUUCUUUUUACUGUUUUAUAACAUGUCAGUGCUUGACAAA
This is a messenger RNA of Clupea harengus (Atlantic herring), 3394 nucleotides long. RefSeq names its product microtubule associated serine/threonine kinase-like (gene mastl). Gene Ontology annotation, biological process: peptidyl-serine phosphorylation; intracellular signal transduction. Gene Ontology annotation, molecular function: protein serine/threonine kinase activity; ATP binding. The record is from RefSeq and is a predicted model, not a curated record. NCBI's taxonomy places the organism in Eukaryota, Metazoa, Chordata, Actinopteri, Clupeiformes, Clupeidae. Gene Ontology annotation, cellular component: nucleus.